Messenger RNA from Camponotus floridanus (Florida carpenter ant), 12105 nucleotides. It is a transcript of the gene nocte, whose product is annotated as protein PRRC2C. The coding region runs from base 385 to 8418 and encodes 2677 amino acids. Gene Ontology annotation, biological process: cell differentiation. The transcript is spliced from 20 exons. NCBI's taxonomy places the organism in Eukaryota, Metazoa, Arthropoda, Insecta, Hymenoptera, Formicidae. The record is from RefSeq and is a predicted model, not a curated record.
GCGUCGCGCGAGUUAGUUAGACAGACGCCGCUAUCGCCAUCGUUGGCGACAGCGUAAAUCCGCCGACGAGUGGCACGUCUGUGUGAGAGCGGUUCUCCUUGGUAAGCGUGACGUAAUUGUAUUGAUCGCGCGCGCGGAGGAAGGGCCCCUCGAGAGUCGCGCAUUCGCCAUCUUGGACGAAUUGUUGGAGAGAAGAGGUUUCUUGCGUGUCUCCGUUAGGCGCGGCGCGAUCCGGUCGGAAGUGGUAAUCCGCGUCGAUCCGCGCGUUAAUCUAGUUUUACUGGGAGUUAACCCUAUUGUGAAUUGAUAACCCAUUUGGACGGACCAAGACAAAGGGUUCGUUCUUUGGGUCUGAUUGGUACUAAAUGGUUGCGUGCAGACAGCAUGUCUACUCUGUCAGGGAUUGUGUCGAAGGGGGAGAAAGGAAAAUCCAAGUUUCAAUCACUAGAUAUCAAUAGCUUGUAUCGGGUGAGUAGGGGUGAAUCUUUGGAACCGCAUCAACAAAAAAAUACAUUACCGCGCAAACAUGGAAUGCAAAGUCUUGGAAAGGUGCCUUCGGCACGGCGUCCUCCUGCUAAUCUGCCCAGUUUAAAAAGUGAAACUAGCAGCAGUGAUCCAGCUGUCAGUCUUGUGCCAAGUGGAGGAAGUGGUUGGGCUACUACUAAGGACUCGACAUCAUCGACCACUACUACUACCACAGUAGCAACUUCACCUGAUAACACUACUACUGUCUCUUCAUCAGCACAAUGCGCAGCAGGAACCACUGUUUCAACAUCUCUACACUCGUUAUUACCGGGACAACAAAAUGUAUCACAAUCCCCUUUUUUGGAUCAAACAAACAACAAGUCAUCAUGGAGUGCGAUUAUGAGCAGAUCAGGAGAUGUGGUUGGUUACGCGGGGCUCGUGGGGGGCGCGAAGGGGGCAAGAGGUGCCCUUGGACUGAGUUUCCUCGCCCACCAGUCCCCGCAGUUCCAACACGAGUUUCCCAGUCUCAGCGGACAGCCCUCCGCCUCCGUCUCCACUCAGAGCCAGACUCAACAAUCCUCAACAACAUCCAAUGCGAUCUCAAUCGCAGUCCAUCAGUCGUUACUGCAGCAACAGCCAUACUCCCACAACCACUCAGGUGGCACACCGGGAAAUCAACAGCAGUCGAAUCGAGAGUUAAAUGCGCAAUAUGGACCGGGACCGAGCCUGCGUCCACAGACCGAAGGAAGUUGGAUUCAAGGCGGAAGUCGCACGGCAAGUGGCGCAGCGCCACCAACAUCAGCUGGUCCCGGAAAUGGGAAUACUCCGGGGGGCCAGGGCCUCCCUUUAAAUAUACCUGUUUCAGGAGGACACACCCAAGAGGGACCCGGUGGAGGGCGGCAGAACUUGGGCCAAUCGCCCAACAUGGGCGCGGGCCCGGCAGGCCAGCAUAAUUCCGUAAAUAAUCAAGGUUCUGCGCCUUCUUCCGGUACCCAUCAAAUUGGGCCGAAUUUACAUCACUAUCGAGGACUUAUCCCGCCAUUUAUGUAUAGAUCAAAUUUCCCUGGUGGAUUUCCUCCGCAAUUUGCACCAAAUUCUGGAUCCAACAACCCCCGACCCAGAUUUAAUCAUCCUCUGGAUCGAUUUCCACCUCCUCAACGUGAUCGCGUAGCCGAGGAAGAGAUUCUGACUAGACCCAUUAUCAAGGAAGAAGAUCUUACUCGUAUGGAUGAUAUUUCACGUGAUGCAGGAUGGGCUGCGCAUGAUGAUAUUGAUUAUAACCAAAAAUUGGCCUUUAGCGACGAUGAACUCGAAUCAGAACCAUCGAAAACUGACGAGAAAAAAGAUAUCAAGGAGAAGAAGAACGAUGAUAAUGCCGCGGAGGAGAAGGAGAAGUCUCGGGAUAAUCCUCGAGACCCGAAGGAGCUUCGAGAUCCGCCGCAUCGUCCUUGGACUCAACCUUCUAUGAAUCGCGAUUAUCGUGGAUCAAAUGGCGCGAGUGGUGGUGGCGGCUACAACAAUCAAUCGCAAUUGCACUCUGUACAUUCUUUAAGAGGUGUCGAAGACGACGAGACGUGGAACGAAAGGCGUAGAAUCAAAGUUGAAGUUGCGUCCGUUGUCGAACGUGCACGAUUGCGCAAGGAAGAAGAAGAGAAACGUUUCCAAGAAUCGACAAAACAAGCGGCAGCUAAGAAAUUACAGGACUUGGAGCAAAAGAUGAAAGAGAAACAGGCGAAGCACAAAGACGAGGAGCGCGCACAGUCGAGCGAUUCUAAAAGCUUAAUCAGCGUUCCACCUGUACCUCUUCCUAUACCCGAAUGGGAAAGGGAAAAGGAAAAUAGAGAGCGAGAAAGCAGAGAACGAGAGCGUGAAAGAUCACGUACUUCGUCCGAAGGGAAAGAUGAGAAAAUCAUCGCAUCUGGACGCGAAUCCCGCGAUAACCUUGCGAGAGAAGGCCGAGAUCAAGGACUGGCGGACUUUCGUCAGAAUGAUCGGCAGACUUUUUUACGACAACAAGAUACGGUGCGCAGCGAGCGUGAAAGAGAACGCGAUCGCGAUCAAAGAGACUCACGAGACCGCGAUCAACCGGCAUUUUCCCGACAUUUUCAAAAUAAUUUACCGCCCAGAUUUCAAAAGCAACAGGCAGAGAGAAGCGGUGCGAAUUUCAAUCGAAUUUCACCCAAUGCGGAAAGACCUGCUACACAAUCUGUUCCAUUCUCUCAGCAAUAUGAUCCUAGCAGAUGGCUUCACAAUUACAAUUCAUUGAUAGAUAGUGGUAUGAAGCAGUCCAUACCACCGCAACGUCGUAAUAGAACCGAUUCUGAUGCAUCGGCACCAUUGGACGAUGAACGACCUCCGUCUCGAGAUCAUCGCAGUGGUGGCGCGCCGCCAUCGAGAGAAGAUCGUUAUCGGCAUUCUUCACAUCGGUCUUACGACGGUCGCAAACCGGGUGGAUAUUACGAUGAAUAUAGCCGUAAUUUUAGAGAUUACGAGUAUGAUGAUAGACAUCCUCGUGACUCUUGGGAACGUGAGAGACAUUUUGACGAUAAGGAACGAGAUCCAAAGGAGAAUUUGGAUUCGAGAGAUAAUCGUGACAGCAAGGAUUCUCGUCCUACCAAUCGUGACGCUCGAGAUGUCAGAGAUAUGCGCGAUCGAGAUAAUAAAGAAAAGAAGGAUUACGACAGUUAUUCGAAGGAUUCUUUUGAUGAACGAGAACAAAGGGAGCGUUCUGAAAGCUCAGAAUGGCGUGAAGAACGUAACGCAGGACAAGACAGACAACUCGAAAAUCGCCGCGAUGCGCCAAAGGAAGAGCGUAGUGAACGGCCGCAGAGACCAGAUUCACGCGAUAGUCGCACUUCUAGAGAGUCGAAAACUUCUUUACGCGAUGACGAGCUGCAUAAAUUACGCGAUUGCAAUUCCUGGGUGAGCGAAGUGUCAGAUUAUGAGGAAAAGAAACGAGACUUGUUAUAUCAUGAAGAAGUUAGAGAAAGAGAUAGAGAUAGAAGGCAGCCGCCUGGUCCAGUUACGAAAGAAAAGAUUGAAGCGGACGAAUUGAAGAACGAAAAGCGCAGUUUGACUCAAUUGAAGAGAGGUAGUUCUGAUCUUCAAGAGAAGAAAGAUCAAGCGAAAGAAAAUACUACCGAGACAAAAAAAGAUACGGAUGUGUGGAAUAGAAAAACGGAACGCACUUCGGAAACCAGGCAGAUCGAGAGAGGUGAUAAUUCACCAAAAGCGUGGGCCGAUGCAAUAUCGCCAACUUUUGAAAAGGAAGAGGAAAAGAUAGUGGAAACUGUUAAAGAAAGCAAGGAAAGUGAUGAAAUUAAACAAAGUUUAUUGGAUAAGCCAACCUUGGAAAAGAGAGAGGAAACUAUUACCGAAGAUGUAAAAGAACAAGUCAAGGAUGAGAAGCGAGAGAAGAAUACACGUAAUAGAACAAGCAGCGGUAGCUCUAGUUCUAGAGUUCGCGAAUCUCGCGGUGGACGUCAAUGGGGAGGAACCUUCAGUGUUUUCACUCGUUGGCGUGGCCCGGAAUCUAGAGGACGAAGAGGCGGGCGACCUGCUGCUGGUAAGUCUGGAAUGUCCGCCAAGAGCGGUUCCUAUGGACAUACCGAUUCCGAAAACAGUGCUGAUGAAGUAUCCGGCUCCACUGAGUCUGGAAAGGAGGAUAAGCGAUCCACUCGCUCUCCCAAACCGUCUCAGAAGGUCGAGAAAGAGGAACGCAAUCGCGAGGUAUCAAGAAGAGACGAUAAGCGAGGUACCGAGGCAUAUUCUCAAGCGCGUAGUGACAAGAGAAGCUACGACGGGAAACCCAGUCAUGAGGCUUUUGCACCGUCAGGCGAACCAUCCCGUCGUGGUAGAGGCGGUUUUCGCGUUCGGAACACGGCAACAGGUAGCCGCAUGGAAGGCUAUGGACCGCCGCCGUCCAGCAAGAGCCCAUUUUCGGAACGUAACGCGGACGAGAAGCAUCAACAACAGAAUGUCGGACGGCAAAAUCCACCGACGCCAACCUCGGAGAAAGAAGCAAAUCUCUUGCAACCCGCGUCAGUUGAGUCUACCGACGACAAGAUAAUUGCAAAACAACAAGCGCUUACGGCGGGUAUUACAGGCAGACGUAAUAAAUCCCCGAGUCAACAAACUCAACAGUCCGCUAAUAAACAAGAAGCGAAUCAAGGCGCCAAUGUUCUUUCUCAAAAGGCGCAAAUACGAAAAGAAGAGUCGCGUUCCAAGAGAACUCGUAGUGGAAGCAGAAGAGGAAGAGAUAAUCGCGAAGUUCGUUCGCGUGGCAGUAGCAGUAAUGUAUCGAAGCAGCCCCAAUCGGACGUAGGCAACGAGGAUUGGGAAACUACGUCGGAAAAUAGCGAGGAGCAUAUAGAGGAUCACAAGGAGUCUCGUAAUAGUCGCAACAAGCAUUUCGGUGGACGAGCUAUUCAAGCCACAAACCAAAAUGCUAUCGGCGCAAAUUCGCAUUCGCGUAGGAACGAGCAAUCGACGAAUGUCAGAGAGCAACGUGAGAAAAAUCCCAAGUCUUCCAAUCCGGCAUCACGAGCCCCGGGAGCGGAGAAACGGAAUCUGCAGAACGCCGGGUUCGGCGCUCAAAAAAAUCAUAAUUCCGAUGGCAUUCCGCCCUUGAUGCAAAACACGCAGAUACAGAACGGCGGAAGGUCUAGAAGUCAGAGCUCGACUAACAGCGGCGCAAUCUCAAAUAAGUCGAGUAACAAAGAUAGUAUGGUUAAUCGUAUCGAUGAAAUUAAAUUAACCGAUCCGAACCUCGUGAAUCAAGCGCUGAACGAUCUCAAUAAAAAGUCUCAAACGAAAGAUAAGAAGCUGAUGGAUUCGGAAAUGGAAACCAACAGCUGUGCUGAGGACACUGCGAAUGCGGCGGUGGAAGAUAAAGUAGAUGCUGAUGGUUUUCAGGAAGUACGUUCCAAGAAGAACGUGAAGGAAUCAAGACAUAGUCAGAAGGAGGAAGCGAAGCCAGUUAAGAGAGACAAAGAGAAGGAACGCGAACGCGAUCGCUCGAAAUCAAAGUCGAACGGAUCGCAACAGGCUUUGCAACAACAGGUACAAAAUAUUCCGCCCUUACUCGGUCAGAAUAUUCCUCAACCGGCGAACAUACCGCAGAAACGGGAAUACGACAACAGAAAUUCCAGAAAUCCAAGACUAGCUCCGCGUUUCCAACGUCUGGUGAAACAACAGCAACAACAAAUGUGCGCGACCGACGCGAGCGAUAUGAGUAAGUUGAAUAGUUCUGGAAACAAUUAUGCAAAGGACUCGUCUAGCAAUCCUGCGCCACCGCCGGCGGUCAAUGCUUGGGAUAAACCUUUCACUAGCCAGUUGCGUUCGAAUUCUCCGUCCGCGGUUCCUACGGAUAUUCAACUAAUGUCGAGUUUAACAACUCAAAACGAUCACAGUCACGAAGGUAAUGAAGCUAAUUCUGGACAUAGCAGCCAACGAAAUUCCCCGAGCGGGGAGAAAACGGUGAAAAAUCUGAAGGAGACCCUGACGGAAAAGAACGUCGUGUCUGAUGUGUCUUCGCCUCCCGUACAGACCUUGAUCUUCGAAAACACGAAUUAUUCAAAGACUACGAAGACCGGACCGACAGAUUUGGCGGUGAAAUCGAAAUUCUCGAAUCACAUUAAGACGCAGCAGCAACGAGCCGAAAAGCGCGUGGAAAUGGAAGAAGAAGGCAACAGUCAGGUGCAGCAACACCCACAGCAACCAGCACUUUCCGUUGCUUUCCCCAAUAAACCGAAUGAUCUGAUAAAGGAUAAGAAUCAGGAACCUAUUCAAAUGCCAUUGUCAUUUAAUAAGAACGAGGACAGUGCCGACAUGAAGUUGGACUUUACGUUUGAUUCGGAUCUUUCGCAACUGACAGAGGACAAGAGUAAGAGCUUAGGCAUGCCGCGUUCCAUACAUAUGACCGGCGGUCAAAGCACGAUAUCGCCUUCAACUGCGGAGCUUAACCUGAAGAUCGCAUCUGUGAAGAAAGUUUGGGAGAACGCGCCACCGAUGCCAACUGUAGUCGAACACGAGGAUGGUAGCGGUGUGGUCGGAAGCACAACCAGCUUCCCGCAGGCGUUUGAAAGCGGCGACGUUGAUGAUAGUUACAGCCCGCAUCAGCAAUACAAUCAAAACAAUAUGAAAAGCGAAAUCACGACGUCUACAAAUGUGUGCAAGUGUCCCUUGUGGGAAAAUGCUGACUCUUUGCCUGAUGCGCAGCUGGUUCCCCCGCAGGUGAAGCCGCAGCAACAAUCUUCGGGGAGCAGCGGUACGCAACCAGGAUCCACUGUGCCUGGACCGAGUCCCAUCGGAGCCGGUCAGAGUCCUAUCGGUCAUCCUCCUGUUAGUCUUCAGGGUCCUCUAAGCCCACCCCCGUUCAAUUCUACAGGUCAACCCUCGCACAUAAACUAUCAGGAGUUCCCGCAAUAUCCUGGUUCACAAGCGGCGCAAUACGGUAGCAUGUCGGCCAUACCGUCGCCACCGGCGGUAUUAUUCAAUACAGGCUCGGGUCAAUUGCCGGCUCAAGCGGGCGGUUUAUACGGAGCGUUUCAAUUGGAUCAAAGCCGAUCACCGUUUACGCAGUACGCACCGUACGCGCCGUCUCUCCAGAGCUCGUUUAGUCAGCAAAAUGUAUAUCUGCAGCAACCGCCACCUCCGCCGCCUCACGCACCGAAUGCUCCCACACCGGAAAUGUAUCAAAACAACUUAUCUCAAUACCGCAUCACUGCGGCAGCUGCUCCCCCAUUUGGACAGAAUCAACAACUCAGCAACAAUCCUAAUACAGUACUUAUCAGCUCAUCGUCAAAUUCGUUGAUGUCGGCGAGCGUGAAACCAUCAUCUCAACCAAUCGGAGCUAUCGGAACUAAAGCUCCGCAUUUCCAAACUCCAUCCGCUCCUCAACCUAAUCAAUUGGCUUAUAUACCAUACGAUCCAAAUCAAGUGCUUGGUGUAAGCGGCAGUUAUUUGAACAAUUCGCAAUUAGUACAGAGACCUGGUCCAAAUGUUCAAGCAUCUGCUAAUAGUUACUACAGCGCCACAUCUGCCGAUGUGUUUCCUGGAUCACAAACGGGCUUUUACCAAUCUGGCGGUGCCACUCAACAAACUGGAACUCAUUACGGUUUGCAAGGAUUUGGCCAGCAUAAUCAAAGUCUGGCAACGGGUAACGCGACUCCUGUCGGUCUACAAAACUAUGGUCCCAGUUUUUUGUCUAGUUCAGGAUUGCAAAUAGCAGCAGCAGCUCAACAAUUUCGCAAUCCCACUGGUGGCUUACCAGGACCAGGAAAUGCGGCGCCUACAUUUCUUAGUAAGCAUCAACCGCAGGAACAACCCAGACAAUUGAAGAGCCCAUCGGGAAAUCAACAAGAUGUGCUUGCAUCAGUUUUUGGCUCGACUUCUCAAAUACCAUCACCUAAAUCGAGAAAUUGCAAACAACAAUCUUCGUCGCAACAACCACAGCCAAGUCCUACACAACAUCACAAGUAUCAACAAUAUCAGGGCGUUAGCCAGUCUGCUCUGGUAAGCAGCUACAAUAACUACGUUUUGCAACAGAAUGUACGUGGUAUGGGUAUGCCGCCUCGUGCUGGUAUCCAACCAUCACAACAGCGUUACCCACCUCCGAUACAGCGACCUGUAGUACCGUUUGCACCAGGUCCGAAUAACCCUACGCAGCAGCAGCCUGGUUGUAUGCCAACGCAACAGCAGCAACAAACUCAAAUUAACCGUCAUAGACCAAAUUUACAUCAGCAGCAGCAGCAGCAACGUAGCAUGAAGAUGCAACAACAAUAUUAUUCACCGCAAGGAAACGUUAAAAUGGAUUCGAAUGACAAAACUGAUAAUCAUAAUGACAAGAUGAAUGAUGGCCCUUCUGGAACACAGUCUGUAGGUAAUAAGUCCAAUGUGAACCAGCAAGAUAGUGAUAAUAAUAAGGAGGAAGUGAAUCAGCAAAAUGAGUGAAAUACGUGAAUAUUUACGUGAAGGUGAAUACAUUCGCUCUUCCAUUUGUGUGGAAAACAUCUUUCUUUGGUUAAACCUUUGAUAUAAUUUCGUCGAAAAAAAUAAGGGCAAAGACUGACGUGCUUUUUUAUAUCAUGAGAAAAGGAGCACGCAGUGUCAUAAUGAAAUUCGUUUAUUUACGAAAUCACGUGCUUAUAUAAUCGACUAUAGCAGUUAAAUAGAUGAAUUAAAAAUCUGAUUUUUGUGCUGAAAGAAGGAAACUUAUAAGAAGAUAACAUUAUUUAUACGCACCUCUACCCGUUCUUUAGUUUUAACAAUAUAAACUUUUCGUCUUUAUGCAGUCGAAAAGACGUUUAUAUUAAGCAUUUCCAUUAUUAAAUAUAAUAUUGAAUAUAUAUAUUUAUAAGAAUAGCAACGAGUUAAUCAUGAGCGUUGAUUGAUACUGCUACAAAAAGCUUGAAAAAAGUGACACAUUUAAAAUGUCCUGUGUAAACGUUUAAAUAUUUGACUCGAGAAGAAAUGUGUCGUCGUCGAGUGAAAGCUAAUCGAUCACAGAUGCGAGUCGGAUAACAAAAUAUCUGUAUCGUUAUGUAUUAAGAAUUCAUGAGAUUGUAUCUGUGGGAAGAGAGAUAAAAAAUUAUAGACUUUAUAUUAUAUAUAUAUAUAUAUAUGUAUAUUCAAAUAUAUAUACAUAUACAUAGAUAUAUCUCUAUACCCAGAUCAAUCUGUGACAAAUGAUAAUGAAUCCUAGGAUACCUAGGACAUCUGAUGCAAGUUUUCUUGAUCACAUAGAGAUAGGGAGGUGAAGUGAGAAAAAGGGAAAACGAAAGAGAGGAAACAAUUAGCAAAAGGAAAGUUACAAUUAUUGCAAUCUCGUAUGUAGCAUUGAAAGAACUGAAAUUAACGGCGGUAAUAAAGUCCUCCGUUUAUUCAAACAAUGAAAAUUGGAUUUACUUAUCGAUUAUGAUUGUGUAUCCAUGAAUUGGAUCUACGCAUGACUAUGUCACAUCCCUAUGUAUCGCGACAAGGAAAAACUCUAUAUGUAUAUUUGUCGAUGAUGCGAGAUCAUGGUGAAACUCGUGCGGAAUAGGAAUCCGUUGUUGAUAGAUAUUGCACAAAUCAUCAUGAUCUGGCUUUAUUCACAACGAGUUUCAAUCAUUAGAUAUAUAAGAUACUGCUUGUGAAGCGUGAAAAGCUGAAUAUGGCGGAUUACGUCGAGUCUUACCGUCGAGUCUUACGUCGAGUCUUUUCACGUUUAGAAAGAUUAUGUUGAAUCAAGCGAAUCGCAACCUAAACUACUACUAUCGCAACGUAUGAAAAAAAAGGAUUGUAUAUUCUCUGCUUUCGUUGCAGUUAAAGCUUUGUUAUAAAGAUAAAGCUCAUGAAAAAUAAAUAGUAGUAUUCACAGGAGCCCGUCGUUGCAAGAUUUAUUCAGCAAAGAGACAGUGUGGCCAUGCCCAUUUUGCCCGGUUUUCGUAAGAAACCUAAGGUGUUGAAACAGAUAGGAUGUUAAUUUUCAACAAAAACAAAAUAUACUGCCAGUCGUGCCGACGACCACUAUUCUUGAACUCUGAAAAUUUUUCAUGUAUUCGUGAUAUGUCUGUAUGAAUAGUGAAACAUGUAUUAGAGAAAGAGAAGACACUUCACAUGUAGACUUGUUAAAAAUUUAACACUUCAAUGAAUUUAGAAAAUAUCGAUUAAGAAAGACGAUGAAAAUAGCAAUUUUAUUCCUUUUUAUCCCAAACAUUUUUUCUCUAAAACAUUGUGGGAAUUUAAAAAAUAAAUUAAAAGAUGUGUGUAAUAUGUAAAUCGACAUAAUGGCGAAGCCACGACACUCGAAUUAGGAGGCUACACAAUUCCUCUCGUGUUACAAAGAAAUGAGUAUUUCGUGAAAUCUCGCCAAGUAAUACGGGGGUAAUAUAUAUAAUAUUAAAAAAGAGAACUAUUGGAAUCAUGAAAAAAAUAUAAAAAAACAGUAGUAAAUAUUUCUCUCUUGUGUUGUCUUGAUUUUCUAGUAUUCGUAUUCGGUGUGCUCUCUAUUGUAACUUUUCCCUAACUUUCGUCAUCAAUUGUGUGCAUGAUUCCCUCAUGUAUUUUUAUAUAAAUAUAUUGAAAUUUUGUUUAAUCAUCAGAAUUUCAAUGCUUAAAAAAACACAUUUAUAUUAUAAAUAUAAUUAUUGACUAUACUUAUUAGAGCAUGAUACGAAUACUGAAGAAUCAAGUUCUCUAUCAUAAAUCGCGAUGGCUCUUUGCGCGAUUACCACUUUGAUCAUCAGCAACUGGAUCAUUAUCAGCAGCAUUGUAACAGUAGUAUAGGAGAGUAGAAGUAGCAGUGGUGAUAGUUGGUGUUUGUGCAGUAAAUACGCGAUAUAUAAUGAUAGUAUUAAUAAUAAUAGCUCUAAUGAUAAUGAUAAUUUUGCACAUGAUGUUAGUAAUAGUGGUAGUAAGCAUAUCGCAACAGCAGCAGUUGUAAUAGUGUUGACAAACAAUUAUAUCAUAUUCUUAUUUUUUAACAGAAUGUCUAUAUGAUUUUUAUCGAUUCUUUUAUCAUCGUUACUUGUGGUUUUUUAUGACCUUUUGGUUUAUUUUAUCUAAUAUACUAUUACAUACACAUUACGAAAAAAAUGAUUGUUAUCAUAACUAUUACCAUUGCUAUUGUUGCUGGAUGAUCGCUGUUAUUUUAUCCUUAUCAAUUUAUAUUAGUACUUGUAUACUCUAUUGUUGUUCCUGCUACUGCUAUUGCUAUCAUUUGUUGAAUAUUAUUAUUAUUAUUGUUAUUAUAUUAGUUAUACCAUUAAUAUUAUUAUUAUUAUCAUUAUUUACUACUAUUAUUGUCGCUCUUGUUAGUACCAUCACCGUCAUUGUAAUUAUGAUUAUUUCUUUAUAUUAAUAAUUAUUAAACAUACUAUUACUAUUACUAUCACUAUCACCUGCUAUUGCUGCUGCUGCAAUUAUCACUUUUACUAUUAGUACGACUGCUAUUAUUAUUAUUUUAUAUUGUUAUUUUAAUUAUUUUAUAAUUAUUGCACGUGUAUACACUCAGUGGAUAAUGAAGGUGAAGAAAGUAAGCUAAAAAGAGUAAGUAAAUGAAAAAGUAUGUUUAAUUGUAUGGGUAUGCCUCUCUCAUAGGGUAUUCGAAAAAUUUUAUUGAAAAUAUUAAAAUCUGUUUAAAAACAUUCAUUAUGUAGUUUAAAUGCGAAGUGGAUUUUGUUUAUAUCACAGUAUAUAGAUCCAAGCUGAUGGUCUGUCGUAUUACAAUAGUCUCUCCUAUGAUAUGUGUGUGCUAAAAUAUUUUAAUAUAUAAAUAAUUUUUACUCUAGGGUCGCGAUUUUAAUUUAUCGAAAUGCGAUUAUUUGUUUAUUAGAGAAUAUCGUUUCUGCGGAUUUUUUAUGCGUUUAUCAUGGUUUUUUUCUUAGCAAGUGAAAAGUUAUUCUCUAAUAUCGUAUAUGAUCGUUAUUGUCGAUGGCAAUAUUGUAAAUGUUGAUAUUUUAUUGUAAAAAGACGAAAAUUUGUACGUUUUCUGAUAUAUUUAAUGUUCUAGGUAUUAAAACAAACGCGUGAAAACUUAUAAAAGUAAUACGACAGACCUAUCACAGGGCGCCUGUAAUUAUAUUUGUAGUUAGAAAUAUGACAAAUAUUACUUAUACACUUACGUGCUAAAUCGUGAAAAUAAAAUAGUAAAUGGCA